AUGUCACAAAAAAUCAAGGUUAAUGUUAUUGGUGCUGGCGUAAUAGGUCUUACCACCGCUUUAGUUCUGCAAAGAAAUGGAUAUCAAGUGAGAAUUUUAUCUGAACAUUGGCCCGGCGAUUUAGAUAUUAAUUAUUCAAGUCCUUGGGCAGCUGCGGCCUGGAGAGCUAACCUCCAUAUUGAUGAUGAAAGAGUACAUGAAACUGGAUUAAUGCGCGUGCAAAUUUAUGAUUUUAUGGAUAAAAAACCUGAGUUGAAAGGUGAUAUUUGGUUUAGAGAUUUCGUUCCGGAGUUCAGAGUAAUACCACCAAAAGAAUUGCCAUCUGGUGUCGAAUACGGAGUGUCUUAUACAACAGUUAGUUUAAAUGUUCAAAAAUAUCUACAAUGGCUACUUGACCAAUUCACCACUAAUGGUGGCAUAAGAAAAAAAGUCUAUCUUUCUCAUAUUAAUGAAUCAUUUUUUGAUGAUGAUGAUAUUAAUGUGGUGAUAAAUUGCACAGGAGUUAAUGCUAGAACUUUUGGUGGUGUUAUGGAUACCACGGUUUUUCCUUCACGUGGCCAAACUGUUUCUGUUUGGGCACCACACAUUAAAACAGUGCAUAUUCUAACUAAUAGUGUGAUAGAAGGAGAAGCAGUAGAUAUUUUGUAUAAUUGUUCUAAAUUAUAUUCAGAUAAUUUAGAGACUGUAGAUUUAUUAGUAUAG
Messenger RNA from Racocetra fulgida, 702 nucleotides. The record is from the annotation of a GenBank genome assembly. NCBI's taxonomy places the organism in Eukaryota, Fungi, Glomeromycota, Glomeromycetes, Diversisporales, Gigasporaceae.